CGGAGGAAACGGUAAAACGUGCAAUUUUUAUAAUAAUGAUUAUGAAAGAGACUUGAACAAGAGAGAACAAGAGAGAACAUUAGAUGAUAAAAAUAAUGAUUAUGGUGGUGGGUUUGCUAAUUGCAAUGUUGUUAGUGGGAAGAGUUAGCUAUUAGAGUGGCUUCUAAGACAAGACAAAAUCAAUUAAAACAAGCAAAAAAAGGUCAGGAGAAGCCUUCUUCUCUUGUUUUUUGGGUCAAAAAUUUAUUCAUUCAUUACUAUGGACAUUGCUAAUUCUUUCACCCGAUAAACAAUGCAUCAUCAUCUUCCAGGCCGGCCGGCAUAGCAACUUAAUGCUCAUUUGACUAAAGGGUCUUUGGCUUUUGUGUCUUUAGUUUGGUCGUUAUUGAGAAAUUUCACAUUUUGCAGUUAGAUAGCUAGCCUGCUUGCUGCCAUGGCUGCAGCCUUCAGGUUGCUUUUCUUUUUUGCUUUCUUUUCUGCAGGAAUUAUAUUCACUUUUUCCGUAACUGACCCUCGUGAUGCUGCAGCUCUCCAGUCCCUGAAAGAUACCUGGCAAAAUACUCCGCCGAGCUGGGGCAAUGGAGAUCCUUGUGGAACACCAUGGGAAGGAGUUGCAUGCCAGGACUCAAGGGUCACUGCCUUAGGGUUAUCAACAAUGGGCAUCAUAGGAAAGCUGAGUGGUGACAUUGGAGAACUUGCUGAAUUGAGAUCCCUGGACUUGUCAUUCAACCCAGAACUUACAGGAUCUCUAACUCCGCGGUUAGGAGAUCUAAAAAAUUUGAAUAUACUAAUUCUUGCUGGUUGUAGCUUCACCGGUAGUAUUCCAGAUGAUUUUGGCAAUCUUGCUCAGCUUUCCUUCUUGGCUCUCAACUCAAACAACUUGACUGGUCGCAUCCCUUCAUCUCUGGGAAGACUCUCCAAUGUCUACUGGCUAGACCUGGCAGAUAAUCAGCUGACUGGACCUAUCCCAAUUUCAACACCCACCACUCCAGGCUUGGACCUCCUUAAAAAAGCUAAGCACUUCCAUUUCAAUAAGAACCAGCUUUCAGGUCCAAUUCCUUCCAAGCUUUUCAGCUCUGAUAUGGUACUAAUACAUGUAUUGUUUGAUGGAAAUCUACUUGACGGAACUAUUCCAUCCACAUUAGGACUGGUUCAGACCCUUGAGGUUCUCCGGCUUGAUAGAAAUGCUUUAACAGGAAGUGUACCAGCAAAUUUAAACAAUCUUACAAGCGUCAGUGAAUUGAAUUUAGCACACAAUAAUCUGACUGGCCCUUUACCAGACUUAACUGGAAUGGAUGCCCUUAAUUAUGUGGACCUUAGCAAUAACUCUUUUGUCGCAUCAGAAGCUCCUGCAUGGUUCUCAACCUUACCAUCUUUGACCACACUGGUUAUAGAACAUGGAUCACUUCAAGGGCCUUUACCACCAAGAAUCUUCAGUUUACAGCAGAUACAGCAAGUGUUAUUGAAAAACAAUGCAUUCAAUGGCCAACUGGACAUGGGUAAAAGCCUCGGUCCACAGCUUCAACUGGUUGAUCUGCAGAAUAAUAAUAUUUCUUCUGUAACAUUAACUGCAGCCUACACAAAUGAACUAAUACUUGUAGGAAAUCCAGUGUGUGUUGCUCUCUCAAAUACUAAUUACUGUCAACUCCAGCAGCAGAAUUCAAAGCCAUAUUCUACUCCCUUGGCAGCUAAUUGUAGAAAUACAAAAUGUCCAGAUGGACAGAAGCUUAGCCCUCAGAGUUGUGAAUGUGCCUAUCCAUAUGAAGGAACAUUGUACUUUAGAGCACCCUCCUUCAAGGACUUAUCCAAUGUGAAUUUGUUUCAUUCUCUAGAAAUGAGUCUUUGGGUCAAAUUGGACUUGACUCCUGGUUCAGUUUUUCUUCAAGAUCCAUUUUUCAAUGUCGAUGACUAUCUUCAAGUGCAGCUUGCUCUAUUUCCCCCAGCUGGAAAAUAUUUUAAUAGAACAGAAGUUAUAAAGAUUGGUUUUUACAUGAGUAAUCAAACUUAUAAGCCUCCUAAAGAGUUUGGACCCUAUCUUUUUAUUGCUUCUCCUUAUACUUUCACAGAGGAGCAUAAAGGAAAUUCUGUAAGCUCCAGUGCAAUUGCUGGGAUAGGAAUUGGUUGUGCACUUCUAGUUCUGAGCCUUGUCGGGGUAGGACUAUAUGCUUUUAGGCAAAAGAAACGCGCAGAAAAGGCACUCGGAUUAAGUAGACCAUUUGCAUCUUGGGCUCCAAGUGGCAAAGAUAGCGGAGGUGCACCACAGUUAAAGGGAGCAAGAUGGUUCUCUUAUGAUGAACUUAAGAAGUGCACUAAUAACUUCUCCGAAAAUAAUGAGAUAGGUUCUGGAGGAUAUGGAAAGGUUUAUAGAGGAAUGCUAUCUGAAGGACAAGUAGUGGCAAUUAAAAGAGCUCAGCAUGGAUCCAUGCAAGGCGGGCUCGAGUUCAAGACUGAAAUUGAGUUGCUAUCAAGAGUACAUCACAAAAAUCUUGUUGGUCUUGUAGGUUUUUGUUUUGAACAAGGAGAGCAGAUGUUGGUUUAUGAAUUUAUGGCAAAUGGAACACUUAGGGAAAGCCUAUCAGGGAGGUCUGGUAUUCAUCUUGAUUGGAAAAGGAGGUUGCGCGUUGCUCUUGGCUCAGCUAGAGGACUAACCUAUCUACAUGAGCUUGCAGAUCCUCCUAUAAUCCACAGAGAUGUCAAGUCUAGCAACAUUCUGCUGGAUGAAAAUUUAACUGCAAAAGUUGCAGAUUUUGGCCUGUCUAAACUGGUAUCAGACAGUACAAAAGGGCAUGUUUCAACUCAAGUUAAAGGCACCCUGGGUUAUCUGGAUCCUGAAUAUUACAUGACACAACAAUUAACUGAAAAGAGUGAUGUCUACAGCUUUGGUGUAGUAAUGCUUGAGCUAGUAACUGCUAAGCAACCGAUUGAGAGAGGAAAGUACAUUGUUCGCGAAGUGCGAACAGCAAUGGACAAAGAUGAUGAAGAGUAUUAUGGACUGAGAGAAAUAAUGGAUUCAGCCAUUAAGAACUCAGGACAUCUUGUUGGGUUUGGGAGGUUUUUGGAGUUAGCUAUGCAAUGUGUAGAAGAAUCAGCUGCAGAACGUCCAACAAUGAGUGAAGUAGUUAAGGCAAUAGAGACUAUAUUACAAAAUGAUGGAAUGAACACAAAUUCAACUUCUGCUUCCUCUUCUGCAACUGAUUUUGGAGCUUCAAGAGGUGUCCCUAGACAUCCUUAUCAUAAUGAUGUGCCUAAAAAGGAUGUUAAUAAUGAUAUUCAUGCAUUUGAUUACAGUGGAGGUUACUCACUUCCUGCAAAGAUAGAGCCUAAGUAG
This is a messenger RNA of Jatropha curcas, 3328 nucleotides long. RefSeq names its product Leucine-rich repeat protein kinase family protein. Lineage: Eukaryota; Viridiplantae; Streptophyta; Magnoliopsida; Malpighiales; Euphorbiaceae. Gene Ontology annotation, biological process: protein phosphorylation. The record is from RefSeq and is a predicted model, not a curated record. Gene Ontology annotation, molecular function: ATP binding; protein binding; protein kinase activity.